GUGUGACUUCGAUACGUCAUGAUCGGCUCAAAAAGUAUGCUUGGGCCGAAAAAUGCCCUGACCAUGCAUGAGGUUUCAGCCGGUUGCAUGGAAGUUGAGUUCUGUAAAUAUACCUUCAUAACACGAGCAGGUCUUGAGCCUCGCUCAAAUCGUCGACCACACCGCAUCCCAGCUCACCCCUGCCACAGAUGCCACGAGCAGUGCAAAGGAAGCACUGAAACCGAUACACACCAUUAUCGUCGAUACAGGUCCUAUCGUCAAACCCGACUUAUCCGUCAGUACGCUUCUUAGCUAGGCCGUCGGGCUGUAGACUCUCCCGUCUACUACUACCAAGAUUCAAGACGCCGCGACGCGUAGCAGUAUAGAUU
Molecule: messenger RNA, 368 nt
Organism: Microdochium trichocladiopsis
Lineage: Eukaryota; Fungi; Ascomycota; Sordariomycetes; Xylariales; Microdochiaceae
Exons: 2
Coding region: 19-291 (90 amino acids)
Source: RefSeq, a predicted model, not a curated record